CAUGUAGCAAUUGGUGAAGUAGUAGACUCCAGCUAAUCUUUUCAACCCCACCCCCCUAACCAGACACAUCACACAUGCCCGGUCAAUAUAUGUACCUCACCCAAACGCUCCUUAACAUCAAUAUUUUCUUUUUUCUUUUUUUCCUCCUUUUAAUUUAUCACCUACGCCUGGUGCAAUGGACUACGGCAGGAUCGGAGUACCCGACCCUGGUGGUGGUGGUGGCUCCUCAACCCGUAGCCUUACCGCCGAUCCGACCCGCACUCCCCCUAAAUCCAAACUCAAGCUUCUCCUCCUCCUCGUCGCUGCAACACUCGUAGUGGCUUCCGCCGUCUCAGCCGCGCUCGUCGUCUUCGUCGUCCGGAACAGAGUCGAUGGAGAGAGACUGCUUCACCGGCGACCGUCUCAGGCCAUGUCUAGAGCAUGCAGCCGGACUCGGUACCCGACUCUCUGUGUCAACUCGCUCCUCGACUUCCCCGGCGCCGCCGCCGCCUCCGACAAGGACCUCGUCCACAUUUCCGUCAACAUGACUCUGCAUAAAUUCGGCCGCGCUCUGUAUGUAGCCGCCGAGAUUGGCAACCUUAAUAUGGAUCCUCACGUCAGGUCCGCGUACGAGGACUGCUUGGAGCUCCUCGGCGAUUCGGUGGAUCUCCUCUCACGAUCGCUCACCUCCGUCGCUCCAGGCGGCGGCGCCGCCGCCUCGACUCAGGACGUGUUGACCUGGCUCAGCGCCUCGUUGACGAACCAGGACACCUGCACCGAAGGCUUCAACGAAUUAAACGGCUACGUGAAGAAUCAAAUGUCGGACCGGUUGAAGGAUUUAUCCGAGCUCGUGAGCAAUUGCCUCGCGAUAUACGCCGCCGCCGGAGGCGACGAGGAUUUUGCCGGAAUUCCGAUUCAGAAUCGCCGGCGGCGAUUACUAAGUAGUGAUAAGAAGGAGCACAAGCAUUUUCCGGUAUGGUUAUCCCGGAGAGACAGAAGGCUGCUGGAUAUUCCGGUGACGGCGAUUAACGCCGACGUAAUCGUGUCCAAAGACGGCAACGGAACGUGCAAAACGAUCGCCGAGGCCAUUAAGAAGGUUCCCGAUUACGGGAACCGGCGAUUCAUUAUCUACGUGAGGGCAGGAAAGUACGAGGAGAGUGUACUGAAGGUGGGAAGGAAGAAGACUAAUAUAAUGUUCAUCGGAGACGGCAAGGGCAAGACGGUCAUUUCAGGUGGGAAAAGCGUACAAGAUAACAUGACAACAUUCCACACCGCGUCUUUUGCUGCAACUGGUGCUGGCUUCAUUGCAAGGGACAUAACAUUCGAAAAUUGGGCCGGGCCGAGCAAGCACCAGGCGGUGGCCCUCCGCGUGGGGGCGGACCACGCAGUGAUCUACCGAUGCAACAUCAUUGGGUACCAAGACACCCUUUACACGCACUCCCAGCGGCAGUUCUACCGCGAAUGCGACAUCUACGGCACAGUGGACUUUAUAUUCGGGAACGCGGCCGUUGUCUUCCAGAACUGCACGAUCCACGCUCGGAAGCCGUUGCAGUUCCAGAAGAACACGAUCACCGCCCAGAACCGAAAGGACCCGAACCAGAACACGGGCAUUUCGAUCCACGCAUGCCGGAUCCUUGCCGAACCGGAUCUCGAGGCAGCCAAGGGGUCGUACCCUACGUACUUGGGGCGGCCUUGGAAGUUGUACUCUAGGACGGUGUAUAUGAUGUCGUAUAUAGGGGAUCAUGUUCACCCUAGGGGGUGGUUGGAGUGGAAUGCCACGUUUGCGUUGGAUACUCUGUAUUACGGGGAGUAUAUGAAUUACGGGCCUGGUGGGGCCAUAGGGCAAAGGGUGAAUUGGACGGGGUAUCGUGUGAUUACGGCAGCGGAGGAGGCUAGCAAGUUUACGGUGGCACAGUUCAUUUAUGGGUCUUCAUGGUUGCCCUCCACCGGAGUGGCCUUUUCUGCCGGGCUCUUGACUUGAUACCCCCCUUGCUUUGACUAUAUUGAUAUGGUAUAUAGUAAUUUUUAUUAGUUGUUAUUUUAUUUUAUUUUAUUUUUCUUUGGGGGGUUAAGUUACUGAACUGACACAUAAGGCUCAAAUUGAUGGAUUAUUUGAUAUGGUGUAGUAAAGUUGGAUGAAAUUGUAACAUGGGGAAUGUACACUAGUAUUUGUACUCUUUUCUCCAUUGUCAAAAUAAUAUCUUAUUUUAUUUGGUACACUUCA
Molecule: messenger RNA, 2203 nt
Organism: Erythranthe guttata (spotted monkey flower)
Lineage: Eukaryota; Viridiplantae; Streptophyta; Magnoliopsida; Lamiales; Phrymaceae
Product: putative pectinesterase/pectinesterase inhibitor 34
Biological process (GO): cell wall modification
Molecular function (GO): enzyme inhibitor activity; pectinesterase activity
Source: RefSeq, a predicted model, not a curated record